Molecule: messenger RNA, 1967 nt
Organism: Adelges cooleyi (spruce gall adelgid)
Lineage: Eukaryota; Metazoa; Arthropoda; Insecta; Hemiptera; Adelgidae
Product: interferon-inducible double-stranded RNA-dependent protein kinase activator A homolog B-like
Exons: 8
Coding region: 400-1734 (444 amino acids)
Source: RefSeq, a predicted model, not a curated record
GUUAACUUUUUGUUUUUUUUUCAACUUGCCGUCUGCUGAUUUACACCACUUACGGCAACAGCAACAGCAGCUGUCUUGAUUAUAUUAUAGUUCUUGCGAUAAGCACAGUGGAUUCUUGUUGUUAAUUUUGUUAUUUAUAUCAUAUUAUCGGUGUGUGCAAGUGCAACGCGACUCGUUAUGUUUUUUCCCUAUUAUUAUCGAACCGAACUGUAAUUUGUCGUGCCGCCUCCGUUGUAAAAGCUGUCCGCAGCAACGUCAUGUGCUAUUGGUUUUUUUUCUCUCCUAACUACUAACCGGUUGAAUAUCAAUAAUUUUUUAUUAUUCGUCGCGUCUCUUUACGCCGCCGAUCGUUUCGGACAAAACGCGUAUUUUGAAAACGAGCAUUUUGUUGCUUGAGUGAUGGUCAACUACGAAAAGGCUGUAAAUUAUUCACAUUUGACUUACAAGACAUCCCCUAACGGUGGCAUGACGACUGAGCCACAAAUGGCCAUAGUGCACCCGGAAGACCCUAAUAUACAGUAUUCUCCGUUUGUGCUGCGGACACCGACCACAGAAAUAAACGGAAUGCCGUCUUGUUUGCCUAAAAACAAUUGCAUUCAUCAACAGAAUAUGUACAACAGGCCUCCGCCUCAUGUGUGCGGUAGUUAUGACAUGUCACCAUCGACAGGGCCAAAAUCUAGAUCUUAUAGGUAUACGAAAAGAUCUCUGGAACCAAAACAAGUUGACUAUGCGGCCAGAUUAUCAGAAAUAAAAUUGGAUAAAGAAAAAUCGCCCGUAGCCAAACUAAAUGAAAUCAUGGCAAUACAAAAGUUUAACGUCGAAUACACUUUAGUGUCAAUGUCAGGACAAGUUCACAGUCCACUUUUUACGUAUCGUGUUAAAGGGGGUGACAUGGUCGUUUACGGUACUGGCAAAUCAAAGAAAGACGCUAAACAAAAUGCAGCGAUUGAAUAUUUGGAAAAACUUGACUGUGCUGAAAAUAAUGCAAUAACAUCAACGACUCGCAAUCGUUCAUGUAGCCCUACAGUUUAUGAAGCUCCUCAAAAGAUAAUGGACACCAAGUCGGACAUUAAUCCAAUUGGAGUACUUCAGGAACUAUGUAUGGCUCGACACUGGCAACUUCCCGAGUAUGAUUUUCCUCAAGAAGAUAUUAUUGGCGAACCUCAUAAUCGUUUGUACCGAGUGACAUGUACAAUUUUGACUUACAGAACUCAAGGUGAAGGCAAAACGAAACAAGGGGCUAAACGACAAGCAGCGAGGUUUAUGUACGAUUUAAUGAAAAAUUUAUCACGGGAACAGAUUGAGGAUCUUUCUUAUAACGAGCCAUCAAAUCAGACAUCCGCCAAUGAGAUAUCUUCAAAAAAACAGCCGUUGGAUAUCAAAAAGGAACCGAUGCAGUUUGUGUCGACGGACGCUUUGAAACAAGUGGAAAAGUUUUUCAACCAAUUGAAAAAAUCAGAGAAGCCGUGUUUAAACGCUUUAAAUAAUCUGAAAUCGUUAGACGAGUUAAAACCUGGUGCGGUCGAUCUUUUAGACAAAAUUGGAAAUGAAGAAGGUUUUCGUACUUCUUAUGUCAUGUUGUCUAAUAAAUCUAAUCAUGUCACAGAUAUCAUGGUACAAGUUUCCAUCAACCCCGUUAUGGUGUACGUCGGUUCCGGAGCGUCGAUUAGUGAAGCACAAGAAGCAGCAGCUUUUGCCGCUUUGGUCUAUUUUAAGCUAAUGCUUGAAAAAUAAAUGUUUGUUUUGUAUUGAUAAUUUUUCACACCAAAAACUGUGCAAUUUAAUUGAAGAAUUUACCAUUCAAAUAACCAGUGUAACUGAAUCAUUUUUCUGUAUUAAUAAUUUUUUGAUAAGUUGGCUUAAAAGUUAUAUAUAACCCAACUUUACCAGUUUGUAAUUAAUUUAGUUAUUUAUAAUAUGUUUGUAUUAACAAUUGGCAACUAUUAUAAUUGGGUAAAAACCAAUUC